AUGCCUCAGGGGUUUAUGGCGUCAGCUUCUGUCCAAAUCUUCCGAUUGGUUGUGCGGAGGUGUAGAAACCUCGGAAUGAUUGCAGUAUUUAGGCGAUGCCCCUCAGCACGCGGAACACGAGCGCAGCCCGCAAUGGGGAUACCACAUAGUACUGGUGGUGAACACUCAGUUGGAGAGUCCUCGUCUUUCCUGGUGGUAGACCGUACUCCAGAAAACCGCUUGAGCGGGUUGAAGUUAGCCGCUAGACACAAGGAAGUUCGAAUACCAUUACAAUUGCCAUUACCGUGUGCGGCUUUUGUUGGAAGACGUCCCAGUGUAUACGGUACGGGCGAUGGGACAGUUGUGCUCUUGUUGGUUAGGACGACCGCGGUAAAAACCGCAUACAAAUUGCACAGUGGUUAUAUCGGUGCUACUCGCAUUCGAGGAUGGGUACCGCGUGAUCCCCACUGCGCCUGGUUGGAGACAUUGCAAGAUAUGGCUGCCAACCGAUGUCAGUGGUGUUCUUGUUGUCAGUUUCUAUCCAGAUUGUCUGAGCCCCGACAGACUGCAGUUCUGAGAUUGAAAAGGAAGGGCUUAACAAGAUCUCUUACGACUGCAAGAAGGACGGAUAUAGUAAUCCUAGCAGGUGAUAUUAAUGUCCAAGUUAAAUGGUCAAGUAAUGCAAAAACACAGUUAGGUGGUAGAUUUGGAGUCGAUACUCAGCUUACUUGGAAGCCAUCAACUGCAAGACAGUCAUGGACUCCAUUGGAUCAUGAGGCUAUCAGUUACCGAAGGAGAGUCUCAAGUACAGAUUGUCGGUCUUCCAGGGUACGCAACUUAACUCUGAUCAUGCCAUUGUACCUCGCUUACUGUCAGUAUUUCGCGUGCCAAAGUAGAACAGUUCUGUACCUCAACUUCGACAAAUUUCAGUAG
This is a messenger RNA of Opisthorchis viverrini, 912 nucleotides long. RefSeq lists its product as hypothetical. The record is from RefSeq and is a predicted model, not a curated record. The coding region runs from base 1 to 912 and encodes 303 amino acids. The transcript is spliced from 5 exons. Lineage: Eukaryota; Metazoa; Platyhelminthes; Trematoda; Opisthorchiida; Opisthorchiidae.